This is a messenger RNA of Etheostoma spectabile (orangethroat darter), 772 nucleotides long. RefSeq names its product cellular retinoic acid-binding protein 1. The transcript has 4 exons. NCBI's taxonomy places the organism in Eukaryota, Metazoa, Chordata, Actinopteri, Perciformes, Percidae. Gene Ontology annotation, molecular function: lipid binding. Bases 24 to 569 code for a protein of 181 amino acids. The record is from RefSeq and is a predicted model, not a curated record.
AGGUAAAGUGGGUUUGGUCUGCCAUGUGGGAUCACUGCACACAGGGAGGAGAGAGAGAGAGGGAGGAAGAGAGAAAGACCCUGAAGAAAAGAGAAAGGAGGAGACAGACGACAGGAGACGAAAGGCUGACACACAUUGAAAACCCCACAAGAAAAAUGCCCAAUUUUGCAGGGACAUGGAAAAUGAAAAGCAGCGAGAAUUUUGAAGAGUUGCUCAAAGCUCUGGGUGUGAAUGCCAUGCUGAGGAAGGUAGCGGUGGCAGCUGCGUCCAAGCCACAUGUGGAGAUAAGACAGAAUGGCGAGCACUUCUACAUCAAGACUUCUACCACAGUACGCACCACAGAGAUCAACUUCGUCGUUGGAGCGGAGUUUAAUGAGGAGACGGUGGACGGCAGAAAGUGUAAGAGUUUGGCCACUUGGGAAACGGAAAACAAGAUUUACUGCAAACAGGCACUACUGAGCGGGAAUGGCCCAAAGACGUUCUGGACCCGAGAACUCAACGGGGACGAACUCAUACUGACCUUUGGAGCCGAUGAUGUGGUGUGCACGCGGGUCUACGUACGAGCAUAGGAGAAGUUCACAAUUUCAACUUUCAACAAAUGAUGUUUCAGUCUUCAGUCAGAAUUUCACGUAAAAAUUAACAUCUCAAAUAAUCUGUUUUAAGUCUAUGUUUUGCAUCGUCAUGAAAAUCCCAAUUUCAGAUGGAUAUCACUGCUUUUCUCCCCUUUUUGUAUAUCAUUUUUCAAGAACUGGAAAUUAAACAAUCAAAUUAU